Messenger RNA from Acaulospora colombiana, 1261 nucleotides. The record is from the annotation of a GenBank genome assembly. NCBI's taxonomy places the organism in Eukaryota, Fungi, Glomeromycota, Glomeromycetes, Diversisporales, Acaulosporaceae.
AUGCAAGGAUUCGACUUCUUUCAUUUUACCGAAGCUAUCGAGAAAUGGGUGGAAGGAAAUUAUUGCUCGAUGCCGCCUCAUCUCAUAAAGAACAUGGAAUUGAUUGAACAGCUUAUCGGUAACAUGCUCUUCAAUCGGUCGAACGGUCUCCGCAUAUUCAAGUAUUACCGAGGAUUCGGGAACAUAAUCAACUAUCAAUACUUUACCGACAUAAAGUUGUACACCUCGUUUUCUCGUUCCCUGUCGAAACUAAAAACGUUUGAAUUCCAAGCGUUCAGCUAUCGUGACAACGAAUCUUUCGCCGCCUGGUCAAGUUUAUUUACGAGCAUCGCAAAUUCCACAAAGAGCAUAAAACAUUUGUCACUCUUCAUUCCGGCCAAGGCUCAUCACAACCAACAAUUGUGUCAAGCAUUGUCGCAAUUAAUUGUAUCACAGACAAACCUAUCAAGCCUGGUGAUCGACGAGCUAACCGCUCUAUUCAUUUAUGACACUCUCACGGUCAAAGCCCAAUACCUGACGUUCCUGAGGGUCACGUGGCUAAAGAAGUUCAAUCUUUUGCACCGUCUUCUACUGAGUUGCCCAAAUUUAGAGACUCUAGAAUUUUCGCAGGCCACGAACUUCGAGGAUGAGGUCUUCGACUCGACCCUUACCGCUCGUCUUCCUCUUAAAAAUCUUUACUGUGGUGACGAGAAACCCUCGCCACAAAUAAUCUCGAUGAUCCUUAAAAUGUCGAAUCAGAAUCUAAAGACUCUUUCACUGAAGAGCGUCACUUCGGAAAUUCUAGAUGCAAUAGAACAGUAUUGCCCCAAGAUCACUCACCUCUGCAUAAAAAUAACGGCUGCACAACUCCCUAGAUUCAUAACGUUACUCUCGGGAUUAGCACUUGAACACUUGGCAAUUGAGAAUUCCGAAGAACCCAAAUACACAAACGAAAAUGUCAAACUGUUGGCUCAAACGAUUCCCCUUUCCCUACGUUACUUCGGAAUAAAAUUUUCUGUUUCCAUACGUGACCUACAGAUUUUCUUUAAGGAGUGCGGCGCCUCGUUAAACGUGUUGGCUUUGUAUUAUUUACCGAAGAUGGAUGCGGAUACAUUGGAACAUAUAUUCAAGUACUCAAAGCACCUUCGGAGUUUGAAGGAGAUCAGAUUCGACAGAAAACACUUCAAGUACUAUCAAUCGUUACCACCACAGGAUGUGCAAAGAUUUCCGGCCUAUAAUUAUAAUGUCGGCGAGGCCAGACCGUUGGGUUAUAGAUUCUACG